GAUAAAUUUGGCAGCCUCAAAGUUUGUCUUCCUUUUAGCACAUUUUUUUCGUAUUAUGUUUACAGUAAUUGCCUCUUUGUCAGAGGACAAGCAGGCGAAACUUUUUAAAUUUGUAUGCAUGAAGGUCAAAACCUUGCAGGGUGGUUUAACACAACAAAAAACAUAUUAUUUUGGCCAUGCACUGUAAAUAUAUAAUAUAUGUAAAAAAAAGCAAAAAUCUAGCAUAACCCAAAUGCAAGGUCACAGCUUUAUCAUCUGGCCUACUUUCAUGCAAAUAACUCCAAGCAUUUCUUGCAACAUGAUGGCCAACCAAAAUACUAUAAAAUCCACAUUAGCCUACUCUAAAAAGAUACACAAUCUAAAACCUUUGAUCUCUUCAAUAUGCAAGCCAUUUAUUCUUCAGAUCUUCUCUCUGCCAAGAGAACAAAUCUAGAGAAAACCUCUAAACCAAUUCUCUUUCUAACACUAACUCUUGUUCUCUUCACCAUCUCCUCUCUCUACUACUAUUCUUUACUAGGACAGUCAAUUCAAUAUGAACCUUCACCACCUCCUCCCUCGUCAUCACAUAACAUCAUCAUUGAGCAAAUAAAUAGUGUUAACAAGGCUAAAGAGUGUGUCAGUUCAAAAAAAAACAAGGCUAAAGAGUGUGAUAUUUUCAGAGGAGAGUGGAUACCAAGUCCUAAUGCACCUUAUUAUACAAAUGAUACAUGUUGGGCAAUUCAUGAGCAUCAAAAUUGCAUGAAGUUUGGAAGGCCAGAUACUGAGUUCAUGAGAUGGAGGUGGAAGCCGAAGGAUUGUGAUUUGCCUAUAUUUAACCCGGCGCAAUUCUUGGAGAUUGUCAGGGGAAAGUCUUUGGCUUUUGUUGGAGAUUCAGUGGGAAGAAAUCAGAUGCAAUCCUUGAUGUGCCUCUUAAAUAGAGUAACAUAUGCAGUAGAUACUUCCCCCACAACCGAUGACAAGUCCAAGCGUUGGUCAUAUCCUACACACAAUUUCACAUUAGCCAACUUCUGGUCACCAUACUUAGUAAAGGCUCAAGAAGCUGACCCUCGAGGCCCAACACUAACUGGCCUCUUCAAUCUAUACUUAGAUGAGCCUGACUCAAAUUGGACAACCCAAAUUGAAAAUUUUGACUAUGUAAUUGUAUCCACAGGUCACUGGUUCUUUCGUCCAACAAUGUAUUAUGAAAACAACAAUCUCAAAGGGUGUCACUACUGUCUACAGAAAAAUAUCACAGAUUUGACAAUGUACUAUGGUUACAGAAUGGCCUUUAGAACUACAUUUCGAGCUAUUAACAGCUUGCAAAAUUUUAAAGGGAUGAUAUUUCUUCGAACUUUUGCGCCAUCACAUUUUGAGAAUGGAGAAUGGAAUAAAGGGGGAAAUUGCAUAAGAACAAGGCCUUUCAGGAGUAAUGAGACGAGGUUGGCUGGAGUUAAUCUUGAGCUUUACAUGACACAGUUAGAGGAAUUUUGGGCUGCAGAAAGGGAAGGAAUGAAGAGAGGUUUGAAGUUUAGGUUGCUGGAUAUAACGGAGGCGAUUUUGUUAAGGCCAGAUGGGCAUCCUAGUAAAUACGGGCACAUGCCUGGUGAAAAUGUUGUUAUGUAUAAUGAUUGUGUGCACUGGUGUUUGCCAGGACCGGUUGAUUCGUGGAAUGAUUUCCUACUGAAUAUGUUGAAGAUGGAGGGUUGGAGGUCUGCUUCUGCUAGGCUCCCUCAGAUUUAGUGUAAAAUGUAUGGUGAGAGGACACUAUCAAGUAACUGUGCAUUUUGGCUGUUGCUUGUGCAUGUUCAGCAAA
This is a messenger RNA of Asparagus officinalis (garden asparagus), 1792 nucleotides long. Its product is annotated as protein trichome birefringence-like 19. The transcript is spliced from 2 exons. Bases 382 to 1719 code for a protein of 445 amino acids. Gene Ontology annotation, cellular component: Golgi apparatus. The record is from RefSeq and is a predicted model, not a curated record. NCBI's taxonomy places the organism in Eukaryota, Viridiplantae, Streptophyta, Magnoliopsida, Asparagales, Asparagaceae. Gene Ontology annotation, molecular function: O-acetyltransferase activity.